AUGUCGUGGAAUUCCAAGGAUAUUUUUAAUCCCUCAGCAUAUAAUCAGCAAUAUACAGGACCGACAUCUUUUGACUUGCAACAACAAAAUUAUGCCUAUUCUCAAUCGUAUACUCAAUAUUCAAAUGGUAAUUUUAUACCAUCAUCCUAUAAUUUAAAUUCUCAAGUACACAAUAAUGUAUUCUAUCGCCCCGAUGAAUAUCUGUCACCAAAAGGAACGCCAAAUCAAAACAAUUAUGAAUGUGAUGAACCACCUCUAUUAGAAGAAUUAGGAAUUAAUUUCGAUCAUAUAUUUAAAAAAACGAAAUCGGUUUUAAAUCCAUUUACAACACCGGAUUUAUCAAUACUUGACGAUGUUGAUCUUGCUGGUCCACUUGUAUUCUGUCUUGCAUUUGCAUGUAGUCUUUUAUUAUUAGGCAAAAUAAAUUUUGGUUAUGUCUAUGGUAUUGUUGCAUUGGGAACAUUUGGAAUGUAUGGCUUAUUAAAUCUUAUGUCAUCACCAGAUAAACCAUGUUCAGGUUUAUUUGUAACAAGUGUAUUGGGCUAUUGUCUUUUACCUAUGGUUAUUCUAUCAUUUUCAUCGUUUUUAUUUAAAUUUAAUGGUUUUAUUAAUAUGGUACUUGCUAUUGUUUUUAUUAUUUGGUGUUCGAUAUCAGCAUCAAAACUUUUUGCUACAUCGUUAUCAAUGAUAGGACAACAAUUACUUGUUGCCUAUCCGUGUGCUUUAUUUUACUGUGUUUUUGCGUUGUUAACAAUGUUUUAA
Rotaria socialis is the source of this 762-nucleotide messenger RNA. The record is from the annotation of a GenBank genome assembly. NCBI's taxonomy places the organism in Eukaryota, Metazoa, Rotifera, Eurotatoria, Philodinida, Philodinidae.